This is a messenger RNA of Aegilops tauschii subsp. strangulata, 1056 nucleotides long. The record is from RefSeq and is a predicted model, not a curated record. Lineage: Eukaryota; Viridiplantae; Streptophyta; Magnoliopsida; Poales; Poaceae.
AUGGCCAUGCACGGCAUCGCCUCUGCUCUGCUCCACCCCGGCCCCGGGUCUCUCCGCGUACGCCCUCGCGGCUCCGCCCCGCGGCCGGCUCCCGUCCCGCAGCUGGCCCUUGCUGCACGCGUCGGGUCCCCGCUUCGGCUCCCGCCCAGCAUGCCCGGCCGCCGCGGCGCCGGCUCCCGCCGGCCUCCUCCACGACGCCACGCCCGCAACGCCGCGGCUGCGUCCCGCUCGUCGCCUCGCCAUUCUAGCCGGCGCCACCCGAGCAGCUGCCGUCCUCUGUGCCCACGCCCCAACGCCGCCUCAAGCUCGCCCUGCGGGCUCCCUGCAACCCCCGCGCGCUGCUCCUGCCUCGCGCGCCAGCAGAUCCCGCUCACUGCUCCUCCCCUGCGCGCCUCGCCCCGCACCUGCCGGGUCCGCGCGUCCCGGCGCGUUGCCUUCGCCGCGACUCUCCCCUGUGGUCGUCCCACCUCGCUCGCACAUGCGCCGACCGCGCCGGCUGCUCGGCCGGUGCCCACGCGCCUGCCCGACCUCGUCCCACUCCCGGCGCUUGGGCCGGAUCCCCGACGCUGGCCCGCCCUGCGCCGGUUCCUCCCCGUGCCGGCUUCCCCGCGCGCCGCCUCGAGCGGGAGGCCUGUCCGCCUCGCCGCUGUGGACACCGCCGCCCCGGCCGACUGCGGCUCCUGCGCCAGCCGGCCUCGCCCGCCUCCGUCGCGGCGCGGCUCCCCUGCUUCGCGCCCACGUGCCCGCCUGCUCCCGCGCCGGCUGCGCCUGGUCGCGCUCGCGUCCGCCUACCGCGCCUGCAGGCCCUGUUCGGCCUGCGCCCGCAUCACCGCCUGCCGUCCUCUCGUCCAAGCCAACACCCGGCCUCCCGCGCGCCUGCGCCCCGGGCCGGCUCCUCCUCCGCCCCAGCCGGCGCCCCGCCCCGUGGCCGGAUGUGCCGCGCCGCCUCCGCGCCGAACCGUCUGGCUCCCCGCUCGCCCGCUGCCGGCUCCUGUUGUGGCCGACUGCCCACACGGGGAUGGGCAAAGAAAACUAGAAAAGGGCAGAGCCGUGUAA